Phalacrocorax carbo (great cormorant) is the source of this 3265-nucleotide messenger RNA. Lineage: Eukaryota; Metazoa; Chordata; Aves; Suliformes; Phalacrocoracidae. The record is from RefSeq and is a predicted model, not a curated record.
GGGAGCGGGGCGGCCGAGGGGCGGCGGCGGAGCAGCCGGAGCCGGAGCCGGAGCCCUGUUCCGGCCGGCGGAGCCCGCGCUCGGCGGACGAUGCUGCGGUGGGGACUGAGGGCUGUGAGCUGCGGCCUCUCCGCCGCGGGGAGCGCGGCCUGCGGCGGGCUCCGGCGCCGGGCGCUCCCCGCUCUCGCAAUGGCUGAGGAUUUGCGAGCAGUGGUUGCCAGCCCGACGAAGAGACUGAACAGCAGCAGCGAGGUGGUUGAAAGGGUAGAAGAAAACGGACAUCAGAGUAAAAGGUUGAAGAGAGAUGCGGGUGAGGAAGAUGCGGAGGAUCAGAAUAAAAAGUCACCCAAAAGGAAGAUUGUGUUGUUGAUGGCAUACUCAGGGAAAGGCUACCAUGGGAUGCAAAGAAACGUGGGAUCUUCACAGUUCAAGACAAUUGAAGAUGACUUGGUAUCUGCCCUCGUUCAGUCAGGCUGCAUCCCAGAAAACCACGGGGAAGAUAUGAAGAAAAUGUCUUUUCAGCGGUGUGCUCGAACGGAUAAGGGUGUGUCUGCAGCUGGACAGAUUGUGUCGCUAAAGGUCAGGCUAAUAGAUGACAUCUUAGAAAAGAUCAAUAACCAUCUUCCUUCUCACAUCAGAAUUCUGGGGCUGAAGAGAGUCACUGGGGGAUUCAACUCCAAGAACAAAUGCGAUGCUAGAACCUACUCUUACAUGCUGCCAACAUUUGCCUUUGCCCACAAAGACCAUGAUGUGCAAGAAGAGGUUUAUCGACUGGACAAAGAGACCCUUGAAAAAGUCAAUAAACUGCUUGCGUGCUAUAAAGGAACACACAACUUCCACAACUUCACCUCUCAGAAGGGACCCAGGGACCCCAGUGCCAAGCGGUACAUAAUGGAGAUGUACUGUGGAGAGCCAUUUGUGAGGGAAAACAUAGAGUUUGCAGUGAUCAAAGUGAAAGGUCAGAGCUUCAUGAUGCACCAGAUAAGGAAGAUGAUUGGGCUGGUGAUAGCUAUUGUGAAAGGUUAUGCUGCUGAGUCUAUCAUAGAGCUCUGCUGGGGAGAGGAGAAGGUAGAUGUUCCCAAAGCUCCAGGGCUUGGGCUGGUCUUGGAAAGAGUACACUUUGAAAAAUACAACAGGCGAUUUGGAAAUGAUGGGCUGCAUGAGCCUCUGGAGUGGACACAGGAGGAGGAGAAGAUUGCUGUUUUCAAAGAGCAGUAUAUCUAUCCUACCAUUAUCAACACUGAAAGGGAAGAGAAAUCCAUGGUGAACUGGCUAAACACCCUCUCCAUUCAUGACUUCAACUCCUCUGUUGUUGGGGUGCGCGCUAACAACAAAAAUGCAAAGAACAGCAGUGAUCUCGAAGGCAGUGAUGGUUGCGACGAUGAUUCCGACUGAGCCAGUAAGUGGCUGGACGUAGGACCCUUACUGCUUGCGGUUCCCUUUGUCUACAAAAAAGUGGCCUUUCUAAAUCCAGGAAUCCAGUAAAGCAGGGGUUUGUGUGCUUGCAGAACAAGAACCGGAUGCCCAGGAGAAACUGGGUGGGGAAAACAGCGCAGGAGAAAAAGUAAAAGAGGCUUUUUAUACCACUAAUUCACCUGACUGGUAUACUUGAAAAUAGUGUAACGUGAAAUAAGCUUUCUAAAAGAAUCUUGUAGUGCAGGAUAUCUUAAUUGCUGUUUCAAUAAUGUUUUUAUUAUAUGUUUACCUGGAAAAUAGUAUUUUAAAUAUGUAUAAUCUCUACAUGAAGAUGGGGCAAAUCAUUUUAAUAUACUUUUUUAUUAUUAUCAUAAAGUUAUGACCCCAUGAACUUUUGAUUUUUUUUUUUUUUGUUAUUUUCUUCACCUUUGCUUAACCUGAUUUCUAAACGCCAUUAAGCUUUUAUUUUCCAUGUCAUCCGUGACUUUCCUGUGGAAUAACGUGGAUGGAUUAGGAACUCAUUAUCAUGUUGACUGCUGUGAAUUCUUUUGGUAUUGAAACAAAUUUUCUGUGUUUUCUAAAGCUUUGCAAGUCUAAAAGAAAGGAUUCCUUACUCAGUGAGAGGUCUUAAUUUUGGAUCUCGGACUAAACCAUGUAUUUCAAGACAAGACCUUUUAUGUGGGAGAUGCCACCCUCCCAGUAUUGCCCCCGUGCUUGGGCAGACUCAAUAUAGAUCGCAGCUACGUGUGUAACUGGGCUGCUACUACCUGAGGUGGUGUUUCGCGGAGCUGUAGUUGAGACGUGAGGAGAUGUAAAUGAACUAUUAGGACUGCAGCUCAAAGCAUGCAGCCAUGAAUGUUCUAGCGUUGCCUGUGGUGGAUCACUAAAUGUGUUGCUGCUGGUUUAGUAUUUCUGGGUUUAGUGGAAACUAGCUAUCUGCUAGAUUCGGGGCUGAAUCAGUUUAGCACGCGUGAAAGGAACGGUGCUGACUUCCUCUGGGCUUCACUUUGUGUGUGUGAACUCUUAAUUCCAAUCAAGCUGCUCAGAACAGAUGAAUGUGUGCAAUGAUGCAGGAAGCCUGUGUCUGAGGACUGCCUUCCUUUGGGAAUUGACUUUAAUUUUCUGUGUUUUGAGGGUCUGCAUACUCAGGAGUUCUUGCUCCCCUCUCCCCAAUUGCGGUUUGACUUCUCGUUCCUGUUUCCAGCUCUGUGGAGGUGGUGGGAGAAAAAAUAAGUAAAGGCAGCAGCCUUCCUACCCUCCCUGCCUGUAGGAUGCUUUUGGAAUGGGUGGAACAAGACUCUCCAAGCAUUCGGGUACUCGUACCAGUGCUUGAUCCGCUUCCCUAGCUGGGUCUGUAUGGAGACUUGCUUUGUAACACGGUAGCUAUUGAACAGGAGGAAUCACCUCUCUGCUCCGUCAUUCAGCGGUUUCUGCCCAAAGUCUCUCAUUUUAUGGAUGCUUCUGAAAUUAGGGUUUGGGGUGUUUUUUUCCAGAGCACAGCUGUCCCUUAAAAAGGGAUUUGUUUUAUUUAUUUUAUCUGCAUUUUAAUUGGUGCUUUUUAUUUUAUCCUGAAGGCCUUGUUCUAUUUUAUCAGAGUGAGCAUGGAAGUGUUCUGAAGAGGGACUCUACCUAAAUUUUCAUUUAUAUCCCUUGCUGCUUCAUACUAUUGACCUAAUCUGCAAUAGUCUUCUAUCUAAACUUCUUUCUAUCCCUUUCAAUCUGGGAAAAAAAAAAAUCUUUAUUUGCUUAUAAUAAAGACCCCAAAACUGACAUGCAUCUCAGUUGAAAUCAAUGAGAAUUUCUAUUUAUAGCCUUUGGAGAAAACAAUAAUAAAAAAGGACAUUUCUUA